Mucor mucedo is the source of this 395-nucleotide messenger RNA. RefSeq lists its product as uncharacterized. The record is from RefSeq and is a predicted model, not a curated record. Gene Ontology annotation, biological process: spliceosomal snRNP assembly. The coding region runs from base 43 to 270 and encodes 75 amino acids. NCBI's taxonomy places the organism in Eukaryota, Fungi, Mucoromycota, Mucoromycetes, Mucorales, Mucoraceae. Gene Ontology annotation, cellular component: SMN-Sm protein complex. The transcript has a single exon.
UAUUUUCUUCUUUUUUUCCUUUCUUCUAUAUUCUUUUUUAGAAUGUCUGAGGCUAACCUAAGAGAUCGUUAUUUACAAUUAUGGCUCAACCUGAUUAGGCAAGAACCAAUCGCUACAUUUCAUUUACAUUCAAACUGUACCGUGCAAGGCAAAUUAUGUGGUACCGACAGUGAGAAUAAUCGCUUCAGAGUAGACCAACUAAAUUCACCUAUUGGCGUAUAUGAAAAGGCUGUCAUUCGUGGGACUGAUGUUAAUCGAAUUGAGCUCUAAACUUUUUUCCGCUAGUCUUAAUAAAAUAUAAAUCUUUUUGGUUUUGCAAACCCGCGAUUGUAAUAAUAAUAAAUGACCGUGGAAAAAACUGUGUCCCAAAUCCUCGGUUCCCCGCUCAAGUCCAA